AUGGAUUACAAAAUAUUUUCCUGGAACUGUAGGGGUGCAGGUGGAUGGAGAUUCCUCCGUAUGUUCAGUGAGUACAAAAGACGGUUCUCUCCGCAGAUUACCAUCAUCGUUGAACCUAAGAUCAGCGGCGAUACUUCCCUGAGAGUAAUCCAUUCAAUGGGUUACGACCGAGAGCUUGUGGUGGAUGCAGUAGGCUUUUCCGAGGGUAUCUGGGUCCUUUGA
Linum trigynum is the source of this 222-nucleotide messenger RNA. The record is from the annotation of a GenBank genome assembly. Lineage: Eukaryota; Viridiplantae; Streptophyta; Magnoliopsida; Malpighiales; Linaceae.